CUAUACAACAACAAGAAACAACCACAGAGAAAAGAACUUAUUUCCAAUGUUUUUGGGUCCACUUAAUCCAAAUCUGGCGUUAGUUUGUCCUGGCAUGUCUAGUUUUCAAGAUACAUUCAUUGCUGUUUCAGUAUCAGAUUUGGAUUAAGUGGGCCAAAAAAACCUUGGAAAUGAGUCUCCUCUUUUUGGGAGGAUUUCGUUUUCGAAAUUUAUUGCAUAGUGUUAUUAGACCUGAAUUAAUAAAUUCCAUAACUGAAAAAUAUCACAAUUCAUCAAUUAUUGAUUGCAUGGCACGUGUCAGCUAUCAGUAGAUGAAUGGUAUAAAAGAGGCAGCACCGCACGGGGAAGACAAAACGAAUUCAAAGGAUCUUCUUAAGGAGUACAAGACGGUUCUCUACUAUCAUUGUGCAACAGGUUAAAACUCUGUUUGGUUGGCAAAUUAAAAUGAAUCUACUGCACGGUUUGUUUUCGGUGCUAUUUAUCGUUGAAUUUUCGGAACUUCAAGGAAAACAUGGCUUUUUCUCACAAGCUCUUUUCAAGGGCGAAGUGAUUGAAAACAUGUCACAGGCAAAGUUUGUAGCUGGAAUCCUUGCCCCCACAAACCAUCCAAAUGAUGCCAAUACAAUAAUGAUGAGUACUUGUACCGCAUUUAUUCUGUCGAAAACGGAAAUUAUCACGAAUGCCCAUUGUGUGGAUGACGUCCCAUAUGUUUAUGUGGUAGCUGGUACGAAAGAUGUAUCAGAUGUAAACUCGAAAAUUAUAAUCGAAGUCGAAAAAGAGAACAUUGCAUGUCACCCUCAUUAUAGUCAUUUAAUUGCUGGUGCAUUUGAUAUUGCCAAAAUUACACUGAAAACGCCGUUAGAAUUCAGCGAUACCGUUGGUAGUAUCGGAAUCGUGGAUAAGGAUUACAAAUUGAAUGACCCAUCAGAAGUGGUCACUGCCUAUGGAUAUGGCGUGUUGAACAAUAUCAGACCGAUAUUGAGGCGUUGCGAUGCAAACUAUGUGUCUGAUGUCGAACGAGCCAACACAUUUAAUCCAAGUCAGACUUUGUGCUUUACCACUGGUGAAGCUACGAAUGAUGGCAAAAUUAUUACACACGGCGAUUCGGGUGGACCAGUCGUUUCAAAAACAAAUGGCAAAAUAGUGGGGAUAACAAUGGGUAUGAAUGGAACGACAGAUGGUCGCGGAUCGUUCCUUCCAAUUACUCUAUUUCUUGAUUUUAUUCAUGACCCAAAGAGCGUGAAACCAAUUUCACCUCCACUUACACCUAACGAAGCUAAAUUUAUAGCCGAUGUAACGGUACCGGCAAAAUUUCUUACUGCCUACAAGAAUGUUUAUGCAGAUGCUGACGAAGAUGUUCAACUAAAAUUUAAUGCAAUCAUUUUGUCGGAAACGGAAAUUUUGACCUGUGCGCAUAAUGUGUUCGGCGCUCCAUAUGUCUACAUAACCGCUAAUAAACUAUCAAGUAAUGCAACAAAACUUAAAGUCACUGAAGACCAGAUAGAAAUUCAUGAGAAAUACGCAUUAUCUGGAUUCGCAUUUGACAUUGCCAAGAUUACACUUAAAGAACCGUUGGAGUUCAACGAUAACGUCGGCAGCAUCGAUUUGGUGCACAAAGAUUACAAAAUGAAUGACCCGUCCGAAAUGGUAACUGUCUACGGUGAUACGGUAUUGGAUGGAACAAAGAGACCUAGGCGUUAUGAUACAAAGUAUUUGGAUGGCGCCAUUUGCAAACCGAAAGUGGGCGCUGUAUUUGAUGCAAAUCAUUUGAUGUGUUACACUUUAGAUGGGAGCAUGGGAACUCCCUUUACGUUUGGAGGUCCAAUGAUUUCGAAAAAGAAUAACAAACUCGUGGGCAUGACCAUAUGUCAUUCGCGUGGUAAGCCAGUUGUUUUUCAACCGAUUGCACCGUUGUUUGAUUGGAUCCGGAGCCCAAAUGUAAGACGUAAUCAAAGAAGAAGAAUAUAGGCUUGAAAAAAGGGGUUUCAGGCGCCUGAAAAAGCUGAAUACCGUCUCUUUUUUUGUUCUUGUCAUUUGAUGUUCAA
Messenger RNA from Sitodiplosis mosellana (orange wheat blossom midge), 2045 nucleotides. RefSeq lists its product as uncharacterized. Gene Ontology annotation, biological process: proteolysis. Bases 445 to 1968 code for a protein of 507 amino acids. NCBI's taxonomy places the organism in Eukaryota, Metazoa, Arthropoda, Insecta, Diptera, Cecidomyiidae. The record is from RefSeq and is a predicted model, not a curated record. Gene Ontology annotation, molecular function: serine-type endopeptidase activity. The transcript is spliced from 6 exons.